Messenger RNA from Acanthosepion pharaonis, 2424 nucleotides. NCBI's taxonomy places the organism in Eukaryota, Metazoa, Mollusca, Cephalopoda, Sepiida, Sepiidae. The record is from the annotation of a GenBank genome assembly.
AUGUACUUGUUUCUUUUUGUUUCUCUCUCUCUGUUUCACCUUUUCUUCUCUCUUUCUGUUUCGCCCUUUCCUUUUCUCUCUCUCUCUCACCCUUUCCUUUUCUCUCUCUCUCUCACCCUUUCCUUUUCUCUCUCUCUCUCACCCUUUCCUUUUCUCUCUCUCUCUCACCCUUUUCUUUUCUCUCUCUCUCGCCCUUUUCUUUCUCUCUCUCUCUCUCUCUCUCUCUCGCCCUUUCUUUCUCUCUCUCUCUCUCUCGCCCUUUUCUUUCUCUCUCUCGCCCUUUUCUUUCUCUCUCAUUCUUUCACCCUUUUCUUUUUUUCACUUCAACUUCUCAUUCUUUUCUUUCUUCACCAUGCUGAUGCAGUCAAACUUAACGAAGAAAAAGAAUUUGAUAGAAAUGAGGAGAGAUUCCGUUUUCUAAAGUGGGGUGCUAAUAAAUUAAAGAAUAUGCAUGUCCUUCCUCCUGGGAGUGGAAUUGUACACCAAAUCAACUUGGAGUAUAUUGCCAGAGUUGUCUUCAAUGUGAAUGGUCUGCUCUACCCAGAUUCAGUGGUAGGCACUGACUCUCACACUACUAUGAUCAAUGGACUUGGAGUGGUUGGUUGGGGUGUUGGUGGCAUUGAAGCUGAAGCUGUGAUGCUUGGUCAGUCGGUCAGCUUGAUCCUUCCAAAAGUUGUUGGUUAUAAGUUAAGAGGCAAAAUGGACCAAUACACUACCUCAACGGAUGUUGUCCUUACUAUCACCAAGAAUCUGCGAGCUAUUGGUGUAGUUGGAAAAUUUGUAGAAUUUUAUGGUCCUGGAGUGGCUCAAUUGUCCAUUGCAGACAGGGCAACAAUUGCUAACAUGUGUCCAGAAUAUGGAGCCACAAUCGGAUAUUUUGCAGUUGACCAAAAAAGUCUUGACUACCUUGUACAAACAGACCGAGGUUACCAUGAUAUCGAAUACAUAGAAGCUUAUCUGAAAGCCAAUCAUAUGUUCCGGGACUACACAGAUGCCUCGCAAGAUCCGGUUUAUUCAGAGUAUUAUGAAUUAGACCUAGGCACUGUACGUUCCUGCUGUUCUGGGCCUAAACGUCCACACGACAAAGUGCUUGUUUCAGAAAUGAAAGAUGACUUCAACAAUUGCCUUGUUGCCCCUGUCGGAUUCAAGGGUUUCCAGAUCCCUCCAGAGAAGUGCAAUACAACCAUUCCAUUUAUAUAUGAAGGCAAGGAAGAGAUUCUAAAACAUGGCUCUGUGGUGGUGGCUGCUAUUACCAGUUGCACCAAUACAAGCAACCCUUCAGUCAUGUUAGGUGCAGGUUUGCUUGCUAAAAAAGCUGUAGAAUCAGGACUAAGUAAAAAGCCAUAUAUAAAGACCAGUUUAUCACCCGGCAGUGGUGUAGUGACUUACUAUCUACGAGAGAGUGGUGUCAUUCCAUACUUAGAAAAACUCGGAUUCCAUAUAGUUGGAACAGUCCACAUAGAUUUUGAAACUGAGCCAGUUGGUCACAGUAGUGAGGGGAAAGCAGUUUACCUGAAAGAUAUCUGGCCAUCACGGGAGGAAAUACAGGCUGUGGAAAAGGAAUUUGUAAUUCCAGCUUUGUUUAAAGAAGUCUACAGAGUAAUAGAGGUUGGUUCCAAACGUUGGCACUCGUUAAAGGUGCCUGAUGGCUUGUUGUAUCCUUGGAAUCCAAAUUCAACAUACAUAAAAUCACCUCCUUUCUUUGAUGACAUGACCCUCCAGGUUGAACCUAUCCAAGAUCUUCACAAUGCUUAUGUCCUUCUUAAUUUAGGAGAUAGUGUGACAACUGACCAUAUAUCUCCGGCAGGUAGCAUUGCACGUAACUCACCUGCUGCCCGAUAUCUUUCCAGUUUAGGCUUAAAACCCAGAGAAUUCAACUCCUAUGGAUCUCGUCGUGGUAAUGAUGCUGUCAUGGCAAGAGGAUCAUUUGCAAAUAUUCGGCUUGUUAACAAAUUCAUGAAGAAACCUGGUCCAAAAACAAUACACAUCCCAACAGAGACAGUAAUGGAUGUGUUUGAUGCUGCUAUGAAAUACAAAGAACAGAAUCAUCCUCUCAUCAUAUUGGCUGGCAAGGAUUACGGGUGUGGCUCUUCAAGAGAUUGGGCUGCAAAAGGACCCUGGAUGUUGGGUGUUCGUGCCAUAUUAGCUGAGAGUUAUGAACGCAUCCACCGAUCAAACCUUGUGGGUAUGGGCAUUGUUCCCUUGCAAUAUCUUCCAGGAGAAUCUGCUGAAUUCCAUGGCAUCACUGGAAGAGAGAAUUUCUCAUUUGAAGUCCCCAAGAAAAUGUGUAAACACAUGAAAACAAAUGUGGUGCUGAGCACAGGAAAGACAUUUGAAGUGUUUGUGCGUUUUGACACUGAGCUAGAAAUGACUUAUUACAUGCACAAAGGCAUCCUUAACAUGAUGGUCCGCAAUAUGGUCUGA